CACUCCGCGGGGCUCGGGACGCGCCGGCGGCGGCCGACACUCGGGGCUGCGGCGCUGCCCGCUCGCCCCGUCCGCAGAGCCCGGCCGCCGCGCGUCGCCCGCACACGCCACCGCCAUGGGCUCCUGAGGCUGGCUGUCCCGCUCCAAGGGCUUCCCUAGAGAGCCUCCUGCUGCUGGGCACCAUGACAGUAAGGGGGGCUGCGCUGGCCCCAGGUCCAGUGUCGCCUACAACUGCGGCAGCUUCACCCAGUGUCUCUGUGACCCCUGAGGGCAGCCCCACGGCCAUGGAACAACCUGUGUUCCUGAUGACCAGCGCUGCUCAGGCCAUCUCUGGCUUCUUCGUGUGGACGGCCCUGCUCAUCACCUGCCACCAGAUCUACAUGCACCUGCGCUGCUACAGCCGCCCCAACGAGCAGCGCUACAUCGUGCGCAUCCUCUUCAUCGUCCCCAUCUACGCCCUCGACUCCUGGCUCAGCCUCCUGUUCUUCACCAACGACCAGUACUACGUGUACUUUGGCACCGUCCGCGACUGCUACGAGGCCUUGGUCAUCUAUAACUUCCUGAGCCUGUGCUACGAAUACCUCGGGGGAGAAAGCGCCAUCAUGUCGGAGAUCCGAGGCAAGCCCAUCGAGUCCAGCUGUGUGUACGGCACCUGCUGCCUCUGGGGGAAGACCUACUCCAUUGGAUUCCUGCGGUUCUGCAAACAGGCCACGCUGCAGUUCUGUGUGGUGAAGCCGCUGAUGGCCGUCAGCACCGUGAUCCUCCAGGCCUUCGGCAAGUACCGGGACGGGGACUUCGACGUCACCAGCGGCUACCUGUACGUGACCAUCAUCUACAACAUCUCUGUCAGCCUGGCGCUCUACGCCCUCUUCCUCUUCUACUUCGCCACCCGGGAGCUGCUCAGCCCCUACAGCCCUGUGCUCAAGUUCUUCAUGGUCAAGUCUGUCAUCUUCCUCUCCUUCUGGCAAGGCAUGCUGCUGGCCAUCCUGGAGAAGUGUGGCGCCAUCCCCAAGAUCCACUCGGCCCGCGUGUCAGUGGGCGAGGGCACCGUGGCCGCCGGCUACCAGGACUUCAUCAUCUGCGUGGAGAUGUUCUUCGCGGCCCUGGCGCUGCGGCACGCCUUCACCUACAAGGCCUACGCCGACAAGAGGCUGGACGCGCAAGUGCCAACAUACGGCCCUUACGGCCGCUGCGCCCCCAUGAAGAGCAUCUCCAGCAGCCUCAAGGAGACCAUGAACCCGCACGACAUCGUGCAGGACGCCAUCCACAACUUCUCCCCCGCCUACCAGCAGUACACGCAGCAGUCCACCCUGGAGCCCGGGCCCGCCUGGCGCAGUGGCGCCCACAGCCUCUCGCGCUCCCACAGCCUCAGUGGAGCCCGCGACAACGAGAAGACUCUGCUGCUCAGCUCCGAUGACGAGUUCUAGGUGUGGGCGCCUGGGCCAGGGGCGGGCCAUGCAGUCCUCGGCCUCACUGCAGGCCCGGAGGCCGCGCAGCUUCGGCGUUGCCCUUUAUUUAUUGGACCAGAAACACUCACAUAUCGCUUUCAGAGGAACAGCCAGACGCCGUCUGUCUGGAGGACAUCCCAGGCUCUCCCACGAGCCUUCAGGAAUAUUUAUACGUGGCUAACCCUGCCCUGCCUGGGCCAGGGCAGAGGACACUGGGGAGCUCCCAUACGCCUGCUGCCCGCCCUGUGGUGGGGGCACCUGGGACCAGCCGCGCCCAGGCCUAAGUGCUUGUGUGUGGACCGGCGGCUGCGCCUCCUGGGCCCCUCCUGCAGGAGGCGCUCAUGACGAGGUGGUGGCCCAGAGCAUCACACACCGGGCCCUGCCUGCCUGCCUGCUAGGCCUGGGGAGAGCUCUUCCCGGCUCUUCCCCGCCUGCCUCCUCGUGUUCACCUUUGUCUGAUGCUAGAUUUGCCUCAACCUGGGCAGGAGGAGGGAACGUGGACGUUCUGUGGCCCCACUCCUGUCCCAGGCCCUCCUGGCGUGCUGCAAGGAUCAGAGCCAGACACCAGGAGCUGCGGGUACCUCUGGGAAGGGUGCUCCGCUGCCUUGGAGCCCUUCUGGUGAGGCAGGGGUCUGUGGGCCCCUGUGUGUCCCUGCUUCUGCCCAUCUCCUCCUCCCCUUCCUCCUGGCCUGAUGAGGACAGCCAGCAGCCUGCCUGCCCUCUCACUUAGUCCUGCUUUUGAUGGAGCCGCGGCGGGCCCUGCUUCCUGGCUGCUCCACAGCCGGGCCCAGUCCUCCCCAGAGCGAGCAGUCAGGACCUUUGCUGCGUCUCCCUGCGGCUUCUCCCUCCUGUUCAGGAGAAGGGUCUGUGUCUCCACAUUCCAGACCAACUUCGGGGGAGGACAGUAGGGAUGGCCAUGUAGCGGGGAGCCAGGAGGUGGAGGAGUGGUCCCGGACUCCUCCCCAGGGUCUCUGUCCACACAGGGCCUGGUGUUUUGCCUCGUCUGGCCCCAGCCCAUCUCUUCUGUGCCUUAGUCACAUACAAAAGCCCUCUCCUCAGCCCACAUCUGCCCCAGACACCCCCUGGGGACUCCUUACUAAGCUGCUGGCACUCAGGAUCUGCAGUGCCGGGCCGAGUGCCCUUAACAGGCCUUAGGAGUGACCAGGGACCUCCAGUUCCUGUCUUUGCCCUCCACACCUGUGUCCCCAGGCCAGGGUCCCCAGGCGGCCUGGGCUUUUGCCAGUGAGUCUUAGGAAGAGCCUCGUGGCAUGCUUGUGUGCGCAGGGUGGCCUGGUGUGUGAAACCCAGGUCAUAUUUGGGUCUGGAGUAGCGUAGCCUUGAUCCAGUGAGGGAGAAGAGCCCCCGUCAGGUGGCACUUGCCAGAAGCUCUUUUGGUCACUCCUGGAAUGAACAGGCUCCUGCCCCCGGAUCAAUGAGAGGGUCUGGGUAGGGCAGCUGGUCCCAGCAACCUUCCUGACCUCCUUCCUUCCCACGGGCUCAGAGGCCUGCCCUGGGCACCUGUCUGGGUGGAUGGCAGCUGACAGGUGCAGGCUAUCCAAGGGGCAGCUCUGGCUCCUCCUGCGUUUGCCUCCAUGAGUCUGCCUCCCUGACACGCUUCCCUCCUUCCAGGCCAAAGCGUGGGCUGAUCCCUGCCCACUUGGUUCUCCUGCUCGGCACGCUUACCCUCUAGCGUGGUGGACAGAGCUGAGGGAGCUGAGUGACAGGGAACUAGCAGUCCCUGGGGACAUGGGACGGGAACAUGUUCCCGGCUGCCGCAUCCCCUCCCCCUUCCUAGGAUGCAUAACAUACCUUGUCUUUUUUUAUUAUUAUUUUCCAGAUAGAGUAGCCCUUUGUAUAUAAAAAUACUUGAAAAUUAAUUGUAUGAUGUAUGAGAAGACAGAGUCCCUAGUUUUGUAUCUCCUCGUAUGACUGCCAUGAGCUCCACUGAAAGCCGCUCUAUUUUGGUCUCUGUGACAUUUUAAAUGCGUGACAGAAGUGAGCAAAUAAAGUGAGGAAGAAAUAUAUAUAUGAGAUAAUACAGAUUGUAUUGAA
Molecule: messenger RNA, 3500 nt
Organism: Sciurus carolinensis (gray squirrel)
Lineage: Eukaryota; Metazoa; Chordata; Mammalia; Rodentia; Sciuridae
Gene: Tmem184b
Product: transmembrane protein 184B
Exons: 10
Coding region: 183-1427 (414 amino acids)
Biological process (GO): transport
Molecular function (GO): transporter activity
Source: RefSeq, a predicted model, not a curated record